This is a messenger RNA of Folsomia candida, 942 nucleotides long. RefSeq lists its product as uncharacterized. NCBI's taxonomy places the organism in Eukaryota, Metazoa, Arthropoda, Collembola, Entomobryomorpha, Isotomidae. The transcript is spliced from 2 exons. The coding region runs from base 86 to 838 and encodes 250 amino acids. The record is from RefSeq and is a predicted model, not a curated record.
AUGCAAACCAGUCCAGUAAGUCCAUGUCCUUGGUCCAGUAACCUUUUCCCAGUUUUAAGUUUCUGAGAAAUCUUAUCCAUUUAUAAUGUCAAUCGUUCCCGUACUAAUUGUAACCCUAUUUCUCGUCUGGAUCCCUUAUGUGACCCCGCAAUCUCGGAAAUUGCACUGUCUCGAGAGUAAAGCGGAUGUGGCGACGUUUCUCUGGACCUCGGUGGGGGCGGAGGUCACUUCUGCCGCGUCUGCGUCCCAGCUUCCCAAAGCCUUUGGAGAUUUAAAAGGCCUUACUGGGACUGACUUUUGGUUCAUGGAAGGCCCCUCGUCCUCCGCGAAAGAUAUAACAUUCAAAGCCCCCUUGAACCUCUACUCCUCGAGGGCUCGGAGUGUCACGAUUUACCUGAAAUAUUACACCAACUCGCAGCGCAGGUUAUCCUUGUACCCCGUCCGAGAAUCUGGCGGAUCUGGAUCAUCGUCCCCUGCAGCCGGAAGUUUGCAGCUCCUCCCACUCUCCGCGACACCGUCGGUUUCAUGGACGGAAAUCCGGAGGGAGAUCGACCCUUCCGACUCGCCCGUCGAAAUCACUGCGCAUCUCGCGUCGAAAGAGUUUCUCAUCUUUGAUAAGAUCGUGGUCGCGGUGGACACCCCGCUCCCGUCGGAUCUUUCCAUUAGUUGUAGUGUGAUGAGAAAUCCCCCAGUUUUUGGGGCAGGAGGAGGCUCCACGAUAAGCAGCCCAGUGACGACGAGAUCAAUUCCUACGACGCCACAGCAGCAGCAGUGCCCACCAAUUCCGCCAGUGCCAGAGUGCAAGUGCAAUUGUUCGUGUAAUUGUGCAAAAUGUUAAAAAAAUGCGCAAGUAUGUAAAUGUCACUUAUUUCAUUUUAUUAAAUUUUAAAAAUGAAUUCUGCAGUAUGUACAAAUUGAUUCUGAAAAUAAAAAUUAUCUUUU